Molecule: messenger RNA, 2883 nt
Organism: Penicillium oxalicum
Lineage: Eukaryota; Fungi; Ascomycota; Eurotiomycetes; Eurotiales; Aspergillaceae
Product: chaperonin-containing T-complex subunit CCT8
Exons: 10
Coding region: 1-2883 (960 amino acids)
Biological process (GO): protein folding; proteolysis
Cellular component (GO): chaperonin-containing T-complex
Molecular function (GO): ATP binding; metalloendopeptidase activity; ATP hydrolysis activity
Source: RefSeq, a predicted model, not a curated record
AUGCUCCGACAAGCAUCAUCAGCAUUGCGCACCGCGCGAAUACCUCUUCUCGGCCUUCCCUCUGGAUCAGCGCAUCCCCGCAUCAAUCCGCGCGCCCACCUCAAUCUACAACUCGCAUCAAGAUGGGUCUCAACGCGCAAACCACGACAGCCAUCAAACUCCAAACCACCUUCUCAACUCUCUGAAGCACUGCAUCCCCGAAGGGCCUUCGCAACGACUCCCUCUCGCCUAGCGCGCAACACCUACAACCGCUUCAAUUCGUCCCACUCCGCUCGACCCUCCAUCUUCCACACGCUGCUUUCACGAUCCAAACCACACCAUUUUGUCCUCAUUGGUCUUGGUAUCUCAGGAAUCUAUCUAUAUAAUACAGAAGUCGUUGAAAUGACCGGUCGCCGGCGAUUCAAUUGCGUCUCGCACGAAGCAGAGCUGAAGAUGGGAAUGCAGAGUUACCGGGAGGUUCUGGCGCAGUCGCAGGGCCGAAUAUUGCCUGAUAAUCAUCCGGUAGCGCAGAUGGUGAACCGGGUGUUGCAGAGAUUGAUCCCGCAGGCUCCAAUUGAAGGCGCCGACUGGAGGGUCCAUGUGAUUCUGGAUGAUGAGAAUGCGAAUGCCUUUGUGCUUCCUGGCUUUGCAAUGUGGAGCAUGAGGUUCCUCCGGUCCAAGAUUGACGUGUAUAGUGGUUUUGGUGCUGACUGUGUGGUAUUUCAACUCUAUAGCGGCAAAGUCUUCGUAUACACGGGCAUUUUACCGAUCUGCCAGGAUGAAGAUGGUCUUGCUGCGGUAUUAGGUCAUGAGAUUGCCCAUGUUGUGGCCCGACAUCCGGCGGAGCGAAUGAGCAAUAGCUUUUUGACGCUCGGGACGGUGUUUUUGAUCUCUCUUCUCUUUGAUGUUUCGGGUCAACUGUCGAGUAUGUUGGUCAAUCUGAUGUGGAGCUUGCCAAAUUCACGAACACAGGAGGCUGAGGCAGAUAAUAUUGGAUUGAUGAUGAUGGCCAAGGCAUGCUUCAACCCCGAGGGAGCUGUGAAACUAUGGCAUCGAAUGCAGCAGCAAGAGAAGUCUGCACCGCCGCAGUUCAUGUCCACUCAUCCUUCUAGCUACAAUCGUGAAGAGGCCAUUCGGGGCUGGCUCGAGAAAGCCGAGACAAUUUACGCCGAUAAUGGAUGCAUCGUUUCCACAUCGGACGCGGCCUUUGAAACAAUGUCGCUAUCACUUCCUGGGCCCUCCCAGCAGGGUCUCUUCAAAGCCGGGUACCAAAGCCACGAUGCUGCAGAUGGUGCUGUCAUUCGCAAUAUCGAGGCUUGCCAGGCCAUUUCUGGCACUGUUCAGACCUCCCUGGGCCCAUACGGCCGCAACAAGAUUGUCAUCAACCACCUGCAGAAAAUGAUUCUGACUUCUGACGCUGCGACGAUCCUCCGCGAACUCGAUGUCGUGCACCCUGCCGCUAAGUUGCUGGUCAUGGCGAGUCAGCAGCAAGAUUCCGAAAUGGGUGACGGCACCAACUUGGUCAUUGUUCUGGCGGGUGAGCUGUUGAAGAAGGCGGAGGAGCUGAUCCGCAUGGGUCUGAAGACGAGUGAUAUUGUGUCGGGCUACGAGAAGGCGCAAAACUUUGCUUUGAAGGUUCUCGAAGAUCUCGAGGUUGAUCGCCUGAAGGACAUGCGUUCCGUGCCAGAGCUUAGCAAGGCUCUCCGAACAGUCGUUGCUAGCAAGCAGUCCGGCACUGAGGAUGCCCUCGCCGCUCUGGUCGCAGAGGCUGUGCUCGCCGUUUUACCCAAGAACCCCGCAAACUUCAACGUGGAUAAUGUGCGUGUCGUCAAGAUUAUGGGUGGUAGCUUGGAACAGUCCAAGGUUGUAAAGGGUAUGGUCUUUGGCCGUGAGCCCGACGGCAUCAUCAAGAAGGCCCAGAAGGCCAAGGUCGGCGUUUUCAGCUGCCCCAUUGAUAUCUCCCAGACCGAGACCAAGGGAACAGUCCUUUUGAAGAAUGCCGAAGAGAUGGUCAACUUCACCAAGGGCGAGGAGGACCGUCUCGAGGCCGCCAUCAAGGAACUGUACGACUCCGGCCUGCGUGUGGUCGUUGCUGGUUCCAGUGUCGGUGACCUUGCCAUGCACUACCUCAACCGCUUCAACAUCCUUGUGAUCAAGAUUCUCUCCAAGUUCGAGCUCCGUCGCCUAUGCCGAGUUGUCGGUGCUACCCCCCUUGCCCGUCUGGGUGCCCCUAUGCCCGACGAGAUGGGCCAGAUCGACGUGGUCGAAACGACCGAGAUCGGUGGUGACCGUGUCACUGUUUUCAGACAAGAAGACGCCAACGCCGUGACCCGCACAUCAACAAUUGUCCUGCGGGGCGCUACCCAGAACCACUUGGAUGACAUUGAGCGUGCGAUCGACGACGGUGUCAACGCUGUCAAGGCCAUCACCAAGGACCCCCGCCUGGUGCCCGGUGCCGGUGCCACCGAGAUCCAGCUCGUGGAGCGUAUCUCCAACUUCGCCGACAAGACCCCCGGUCUUCCUCAGCACGCCAUCCGCAAAUACGCCGAGGCCUUUGAAGUGAUUCCUCGCACACUGGCCGAGUCUGCUGGUCUCGAUGCCACCGAGGUUCUCUCCCGCCUGUACACUGCGCACCACCGUGCCAACCUCGACGCCGAGGAGGGUAGCUCCGAAGAAGAGGAGCCUUACUGGACCACCGGUGUGGAUCUGGAGGUCGGUGACUCUGACGGCACUCUGGAUGCCGUGGAUGAGAACAUUUUGGACCUGAUGGCCGCCAAGAGCUGUGCCAUUCGAUUGGCCAGCGAGGCGGCUCGUACUGUUUUAAGCGUUGACCAGAUCAUCGUUGCCCGGCAAGCGGGCGGGCCAAAGCCCCCUGGUCCCAACCCUAACUGGGAUGAGGAUUGA